Fusarium fujikuroi IMI 58289 is the source of this 3186-nucleotide messenger RNA. Its product is annotated as related to nonribosomal peptide synthetase MxcG. NCBI's taxonomy places the organism in Eukaryota, Fungi, Ascomycota, Sordariomycetes, Hypocreales, Nectriaceae. Bases 1 to 3186 code for a protein of 1061 amino acids. The transcript has 5 exons. The record is from RefSeq and is a predicted model, not a curated record.
AUGUCAGAACCGGUUGAGCAUGCAAACAUUGUCGAAACCAUGACCAUCAGACACGAUUCCAAUGCCGUUGAGGCUCGCAAGCCUGCCGUGCAGCCCUCACAGGCGAAGCUAUUCACCUUGGAUGAGAUGAUCAAGCGUCGCGCCGUGGAGCUGGGAGAUACGAUCUUGAUGGGUGCGCCAGAGACGGGUGUUGAUGAUUUCAAGGAGCAUAGUGCAGUGGACAUCGAUAGAUAUGCUGAUGCAGCUGUUGCGAGAUUACAGAGCCUGGGUCUCGAGCCUGUGGAUCCAACGCUUGAGAAAGCACCAGUUGUUGGCAUGCUGGGUCAAUCAGGUAUUCACGUGGUGAUACAAAUAAUUGCUCUCAACAGAUUAGGAUACUCUUCAUUUCUCAUCUCAACAAGACUUGCAAGCCCAGCUAUCACCCAGCUUCUCACCCUGGCGGAUUGCAAUGUCAUCCUUACAACACCACCUUUUCACCCCGUCCUCAAGGAAGUUCAACAAAAUCGCCAGCUUGAGGUUCUUCCUCUUCUGCAAAGUGCAGAUAUCUUCCACCACAAUGCACCAAGAUUCGUCAGAGAUUAUAGCCCCGAAGCGGAAUCUCGCAAGGUCGCUGUCAUUAUCCACUCUUCCGGCUCAACAGGUCUUCCCAAGCCGAUCUAUCUCACCAACUCAAGCUGCAUCGGAGCUUUUGCAGUCCACAUGAACAUGCGCGCCUUUCUCACAUCGCCAUUCUUUCACAGCCAUGGAUUCUACGAGGUUUUCCGAUCGAUCUACUCCGGCAAACCGAUUUACUUCACAAACUACGGCUUGCCUUUGACAAGGGAGACGGUCAUGGCGCAGCUCAAGGCUACAAAGCCCGAGAUUUUUCAUUGUGUACCUUAUGUCAUCAAGUUGCUUGCUGAGAGUGAGGAGGGCAUUCAGAUGCUGGCUGAUAUGAAGCUUGUCCUUUAUGCGGGAAGUGGAUGUCCCGAUGACCUGGGUGAUAGACUCGUUGAGAGAGGCGUUAAUCUCUGCGGCAACUACGGAGCGACCGAAACUGGAAGACUCGCGACCUCCGCCCGUCCUGAAGGUGACAAGGCAUGGAACUAUAUCCGUGUCCUCCCUCCAGCAGAGCCCUACACCAUCUUCGAUGAAGUCGCCCCUGGCCUUUUCGAAUGCGUAGCUUUAGAUGGUCUCCCAUCAAAGAGCACUACCAACUCAGAUAGCCCACCAGGAUCUUUCCGCACUCGAGAUCUCUUUACGCAACAUCCCACAAGGCCUAAUCUCUGGAAAUUUGCUUGUCGCUUAGAUGAUCGCUUCACCCUCAUCAAUGGCGAAAAGGUUCUUCCCAUCCCCAUUGAGGGUCGUAUCCGACAAGAAGAGAUUGUCAAGGAAGCUAUUGUCUUUGGCGAUGGGAGGACAUAUCCUGGUAUCCUUAUAGUCAAGGCUGAUCGGGUGGCCAACAUGCCUGAUGAUGAAUUCCUCGAUGCUAUUUGGCCGUCCGUCGAAGACGCCAACUCACGAGCCGAGUCAUUCUCACGAAUUCCAAAGGAGCUAGUCGUUAUCGUACCAGCAGAUUCAGCUUACCCGCGCACGGAUAAGGGUACUUUCAUCAGAGUCCCUACAUAUCGCCAGUUUGAGAAGGAAAUUGAGGCUGCUUACAACAGAUACGAGGGCCAAGGCGAUGAAGCCGGCUCUCUCACACUCGAGGGUUUAGAGCUGGAAGAUUACCUUUUACAACAACUGAAGAGCAAGUGUGGCGCGAAUCUUGAAUCAUCUGAAGCAGAUUUCUUUGCCUCUGGUGUUGAUAGUCUUCAGUGUAUUCAGAUGUGGAGUCUCAUCAAGCGAGAGAUCGACCUUGGUGGUAGACAAUCGGAGCUGGGACAGAAUGUGUUGUACGAGACUGGUAACGUCAAGUUACUUGCUCGCCAGCUCGAGAGGUUGAGAAGUGGUGAGAGUGACGAGACGCAGGACCAGCUGAAGAUCAUGGAAGGGCUGAUCGAGAAGUACUCUUCUUUCGAACGCCACGUCCCUGGAUCUGCUCCUCAACCCGAGAAGGAGCUCGUGUUACUCACUGGUGUAACCGGUGCUCUGGGUGCGCACGCUCUCGCCCAACUGACAGCUCGGCCCAACGUUGGAGCAGUAUGGGCUUUAGUCCGAGCAGCCAGCGACACAGCCGCCACCGAAAGACUCUACAGCUCUCUCCAAGCUCGCGGUCUAUCUCUGGACGAAGAGCAACGAAGCAAAGUCCUCGCUCUCCCCUGCGAUCUCAGCCGUCCGGACCUCGGCCUCAGCGAAUCACACAUCUCCGAGCUCCGCACCAAGCUCACAACUAUAAUCCACAGCGCAUGGGCCGUCAACUUCAACAUCUCCGUGCAAUCCUUCGAAGACCAACACAUCAAAGCUGUGCACAAUCUCAUCCAGCUGAGUCUCUCCGUACAAACACCAAAGCCAGCACGCUUCUUCUUCUGCUCUUCUGUUUCAUCGGCGGGAGGAUCACCGCGCCCUGGAAAGGUUCUUGAAGCGCAGGUUCCUUCACCUGCACAUGCUCAGCACACGGGCUAUGCGAGGUCAAAGUAUGUUGCUGAGCAUAUCACUGGUAAUGCUUGUAAGAGUGCUGGUGCCGUGGCGAGGGUUUUGAGAUUGGGACAGUUGGUUGGUGAUACCAAGGUUGGGGAGUGGAAUACUACCGAGGGAAUUCCUUUGAUGAUUCAGACGGCGGUUACGCUUGGUGCUCUACCAGCGUUGAAAGAGGAAAUGACAUGGUUACCUGUUGAUCUCGCUGCUUCAACGAUCCUCGACCUCGCUAGCCUCGGUGCAUCAUCACCUACGGACCGCUCUUCCGACCAUGAUCUAGUCUAUCAUAUCCUGAACCCCGUUCGCUUCCAUUGGGCGAACGACAUGCUCCCCUCCAUGACAAAAGCCGGCUUCAAGUUCGAGACCCUCCCUACAGACCAAUGGAUGGACCGUCUUCGCAACUCAGAACGCGAUCCAGCCAAGAACCCUCCUAUCAAGUUACUAGAUUGGUUCGAGGGCAAGUAUGGCAACAAGGCUGCUUCGUCAGCGGAGAAGGGGCCCUUGGACUAUCUUACAGACAAGUCAAGGGAGGACAGCGAGACGUUGAGAAAUGUACCGGACGUAACAGAUGUGGAGUAUGUUAAGAUGGUGCUCGGACGGUUGCAGACACGAUGGGCGGAGAAAGUUUGA